AUGCUUGAAAUUUAUUAUCAAAACGUACAAGGGUUGAGAACUAAAACGGCAAGCUUUCUCAAAUAUUUGUCAACUUCUAAUUAUGGGAUCAUCGCUCUUACUGAAACUUGGCUGAAAUCUGGUAUUUCAAACAUGGAAUUAUUUGACAAUAGAUACACUGUUUAUCGUAGAGAUCGUUCAAGUUCUACCAAUACCAAAUCGGAUGGUGGAGGUGUCAUAUUGGGAGUCUCCAAAGAAAUUUCUUCUUUCAGAGUUGAGGCAUGGGAAUCGGAUGUGGAGGACUUAUGGGUCACCUUACAUAUAAAUAUUAAUAAAAUAAUAAAGAAACUUUCGAUAUGUGUAGUAUACCUACCUCCUCCUGUAAAGAUUGGGACUUUGACACAUUUUUUAGACAGCGUUGACAGAGCUUUAAACUUAAGCGAUGACGUCAUUAUUCUAGGUGAUUUCAAUCUAGGGUUCAUUGAUUGGAGAUCGUUAAAUAAUGAAGUUUUUAUGACACCUUGUAAUUAUAACAAUACACUUGGCUUUGCCUUGAUUGAUUUUAUGUCUAUGAAUAGCCUAAAGCAAUUUAAUAGUAUAGGUAAUAGCGAUGAUCGUUUCUUAGAUUUAGUAUUAAGUAAUAUGUCUAGUAUUAAUGUAUCAGCCCCCUCCGACUCGUUAAGUAAAAUAUACGCGAAUCAUCCUAGUUUAUUGUUAAGUUUUGAAUAUUCUAAAAUAUCCUUUUUGCGAACGAGAGGUAACACUAAACUAAAUUUUUAUAAAGCUGACUAUGUGUCUAUAAUAGGGGAUCUGAAAACCAUUGAUUGGAAUGAUAGCCUACGCGCCCAUGAUGAUGUUAAUGAUAUGGUAUCUAAGUUCUACAAAAUUCUUAACACCACUAUAAGCAAAUUUGUACCUAAUACGACCAUCACGAAAUCUAAGUAUCCGGUGUGGUUCAGUUCUUCCUUAAUAAAAUUACUUGCUGAAAAAGAAAAAACACGUAAGAGGUAUCGAAUAUACAAGAAUCCUCGAGACGAAAUAGAGUAUCACAUUAUUAGAAAACGUUGUCACAAACUUUAUGAUGAUUGCUACACUAAAUAUAAGCGAAAUAUUGAGGCAAGUAUUCCUAAUAAUCCUAAAUGUUUUUGGAGUUUUAUUAAAAAUAGGAAAGGUGGUCACUCAUCACUUCCCUCUUGCAUGAAAAUGGACAAUGUUACAGCCCAGUCAUCACCUGAUAUUGCUAAUCUUUUUUCAUAUCAAUUUUCAUCUGUAUAUACUUGUGAUGAAUCACUUGUUGGCAGUUCCACUCCAGACGACAUUGGCAAUGUUGACGGCCUAAUGUCCCUUAGCUUUAGAGAGGAUGAAAUAUCUAAGAAAAUAAAAGGUCUUGAUACUAACAAAGGAGCUGGGCCAGACUCGAUUCCUCCUAUCUUUGUAAAACGAUGUAGAUUUGUGUUAUCUUUGCCCCUAACUAUUAUUUAUAAUAGAUCUCUUAAAGAUGGUGUUUUUCCUGAAGUAUGGAAAAGGUCUCGUGUUGUACCUGUGUAUAAAAAGGGAGAUAUCACCGACGUAAAAAAUUACCGUCCUGUUUGUAUUUUAUCUUGUUUUUCCAAGCUCUUUGAGUCUGUCCUGUAUCCCGUAAUCUCCAAAUGUUUAGACGGCUGUAUCGUUGAUGAGCAACAUGGUUUCAGAAAAGGCCGUUCAAUUCAAACGAACCUCAUGUCUUUUGUUACUGAAACAUGUCAGGAAUUAGAUCGUGGGCGCCAUCUGGCUUUCAUUCAGAUCUGA
Pieris macdunnoughi is the source of this 1767-nucleotide messenger RNA. The record is from the annotation of a GenBank genome assembly. NCBI's taxonomy places the organism in Eukaryota, Metazoa, Arthropoda, Insecta, Lepidoptera, Pieridae.